AUGGCGUUUGCUGGGACAAAUAUCAGUUUGUCCCAGCCGGAUAUCACGCAGAAACUAACGGAGCGCAUAGACGACCUGAAGCAAAAGAUUGCUGCUUGGGGGAAGCGGAUUCGCCGAUUUACUGAGAGGUCAAGGCGGUUCAACCAGAAUCGUCUCUUCCAGAGUGAUCAGAAGAGGCUCUACAAAUCAUUGGAGCGACCAGAGGUAUGUGGAGCGGGCCCAGGACCGGACCAGGCUAACACUGUCGCAUUUUGGCGUGGCCUGUGGUCAGAGCCCGUAAACCACAGCGAGGGCCCUUGGACGGAAGUUGUGGCGAGUCAGUGUGCGAGGAUUACGCCCAUGGACCCCGUCAUCAUAACGCCGGAUGACGUAGCUGAGGCGGUCCGUAGAGCCCCGAACUGGAAAAGUCCGGGACUCGACGGACUGCAUCACUACUGGCUGAAGGGGUUCAUGGUGUGUCACGCUGUGCUCGCCCGUCAGUUUCAAGAGGCUCUCAACCAGAAGUCGCUCCCUAGCCUCUUCACUACUGGGAUCACUCAUUUGGUUCCUAAAGACCAGGAAGGAAAUAAAUAA
This is a messenger RNA of Parnassius apollo (apollo), 573 nucleotides long. Lineage: Eukaryota; Metazoa; Arthropoda; Insecta; Lepidoptera; Papilionidae. The record is from the annotation of a GenBank genome assembly.